AUGAUACCAGGAUUUGGAAACCUCAUGCAGGAUGUGCUGUGGUGCUUUAGUCAAGUAAAAGGAACUAUUGACAUAGGAAUCACAGAAGCUGACAUUAUCUCUACAGUAGAAUUCAACCACACAGGAGAAUUACUAGCGACAGGGGACAAGGGGGGUCGGGUUGUAAUAUUUCAACGUGAGCAGGAGAGUAAAAAUCAGCCCCAUCGUAGGGGAGAAUACAAUGUUUACAGCACGUUCCAGAGCCAUGAACCCGAGUUCGAUUACCUGAAGAGUUUAGAGAUAGAGGAGAAGAUCAAUAAAAUACGAUGGCUCCCGCAGCAAAAUGCAGCCUACUUCCUUCUCUCCACCAAUGAUAAAACUGUGAAGCUAUGGAAAGUUAGUGAACGAGAUAAAAGACCAGAGGGCUAUAAUCUUAAAGAUGAAGAUGGCCGCCUCCGAGACCCCUCCAUGAUUACAAUGCUACGGGUCCCUGUACUAAGGCCCAUGGAUCUAAUGGUGGAGGCCACUCCCCGAAGAGUAUUUGCCAAUGCGCACACAUAUCACAUCAACUCCAUAUCCGUAAACAGUGACUAUGAAACCUACAUGUCAGCUGACGACCUGAGGAUAAACUUAUGGAACUUCGAAAUAACCAAUCAAAGUUUUAAUAUCGUAGAUAUAAAGCCAGCCAACAUGGAGGAGCUAACGGAGGUGAUCACUGCGGCAGAAUUCCAUCCACACCACUGCAACACCUUUGUGUACAGUAGCAGCAAAGGGACAAUAAGGCUAUGUGACAUGCGGGCAUCUGCCCUUUGUGACAGACACUCCAAAUUUUUUGAAGAACCUGAAGACCCAAGUAACAGAUCGUUUUUUUCUGAGAUCAUCUCCUCAAUUUCUGAUGUUAAAUUCAGUCACAGUGGAAGGUAUAUCAUGACCAGGGACUAUCUCACCGUCAAAGUAUGGGACCUGAACAUGGAGAACAGGCCUAUUGAGACAUACCAGGUACACGAUUACCUCCGAAGCAAGCUGUGCUCGCUCUAUGAGAAUGACUGCAUCUUCGAUAAAUUUGAAUGUGUGUGGAAUGGGUCUGACAGUGUCAUAAUGACCGGCUCCUACAACAAUUUCUUCAGAAUGUUUGACCGCAACACCAAGCGUGACGUAACCCUGGAGGCCUCUAGGGAAAACAGCAAACCCCGGGCCAUACUCAAGCCCCGCAAAGUGUGCGUUGGGGGCAAACGGAGGAAAGACGAAAUUAGCGUGGACAGUCUGGACUUCAGCAAAAAGAUCUUGCAUACAGCUUGGCAUCCUUCAGAAAAUAUCAUUGCAGUGGCCGCAACAAAUAACCUGUAUAUAUUCCAGGACAAGGUUAACUAG
Molecule: messenger RNA, 1350 nt
Organism: Emys orbicularis (European pond turtle)
Lineage: Eukaryota; Metazoa; Chordata; Testudines; Emydidae
Gene: PPP2R2B
Product: protein phosphatase 2 regulatory subunit Bbeta
Exons: 10
Coding region: 1-1350 (449 amino acids)
Cellular component (GO): protein phosphatase type 2A complex; cytosol
Molecular function (GO): protein binding; protein phosphatase regulator activity
Source: RefSeq, a predicted model, not a curated record